Myxocyprinus asiaticus (Chinese sucker) is the source of this 1175-nucleotide messenger RNA. RefSeq names its product alpha-crystallin A chain-like. The transcript is spliced from 3 exons. The record is from RefSeq and is a predicted model, not a curated record. Gene Ontology annotation, molecular function: protein folding chaperone. Bases 232 to 681 code for a protein of 149 amino acids. Gene Ontology annotation, biological process: response to heat; protein refolding. Lineage: Eukaryota; Metazoa; Chordata; Actinopteri; Cypriniformes; Catostomidae.
UGUUUAGAGGAAGGGCUCAUGUGAAGGGGCGGUGUUUUCUAAGUUAUUUAAACCUUCGAACCAACCUAGAGAGCAAGAAUGUUCCCUGCGUUAUCCUAGAGUUGCGCUACGAGACAGGUUCCCCUUUGAGGACACAUCUGCUUGCACUUUUAAUAUUUAAACAGCAACAAACUCUUUUUGAAACAGUAGGCUACUUAUUUAGUGGUUAUUCCUAACAUUCAUCCCAGAGGAAUGGAUUUUGAUUUACCUCCUUCUCUCCCCGUGAGCGGUAUCCAGUGGGAAAGGGUGCUCCCUCCGUUAUUUCCCCGGGUAAAUGGGACGUUUGGACCAUACUCGUGGACCCCGACCGAAUUUCUCAUCCCAGUUUCCGAGCAGACCGGAGCAGCACAGGUUACCUGUGAUCACAAUGGAUUUACUGUUCAGGUUGAUGUGAAACACUUCAGUCCUGAGGAGUUGCUGGUUAAAGUAGUGGGAGAUUAUGUUGUAGUGGAGGGAAAGCAUGAGCAAAGAAAGGAUGGUUCAGGACUGGUGACGCGCCAGUUUAAUCGCAGAUAUCGGAUCCCAAAUGGAGUGGACAUCAUGGCUCUGGAAUCAGCGAUGUCACCGGAAGGAAUGCUUGUAAUCUCGGCACCUCUGCAACAAGGGGAGAAUUCCAGACUAUUGAAUCACACUGGACCAUGAUGUGUACACACAGACACACAUAUGUCUGUGUGGUGUCUUUUGUGUUCAUUUUUAAACGUGUUAAUGCAAGGCAUUAAAAGGUCUCAUCUCGAAUACAAGGGCAGACCAAAACAGACCAAUUCUCACUUCCUCUUGUGGUGGCAGAGUACCUCACAACCAGCUUCAAACAUCUGAUUCAAAGCCAACGAAGUAGAUUCUCUUGUUUAGCACACAAUCUGCAAGUCCAACAAAUGUAUCCUUAUAUUAACAGGUUCCUUUGAUCCAAACACACUCAUACACAGUCAAAUACACAAACUCAUGCUCAGAAUGAAUUUAGUGUAUGUACAGAGAUGGGCCCAUCUAAGAUUAUCCUGUGUUGUAUCAAAUUUACUCACAAAUUGCUAUGUUGAGAUUGUAUAUACUUUUAAAUAAUCAAAUGAUAACAUAAGUGUUAAUAUCAUGAAUUAAUUUGUGUGAUGUACAGUUUGAAUAUCAAUAAAUAUAAUGUGACACCC